UUGCACACACCUCCCCACUGGUCUCUCGCCUUUCCUCCCUCUCUUUCUCUUUCUUUCUCUCCCUUUCUUUAUUUCUCUCUCUCUCUCUCCCUCCUCUCUGUAUCUCCCCCUCCAUCCCAUUGCCCUCUUUCUCACUGAGCUGCCAUUGAACUUCUCUCCCGUUAAUCUCUUGCACGCGGUGCGUCCAGGGUGGAACUUAAUUCGGUAGCGAUGAAGUGGCGGCUGCUAUUAGGUGCCUUGCUCAUCUCCCUGCUCACCAUUCAGUUUGGACAUUGCCAAAACGAGGACAAGGAUGCUAAGAGCGCCACAGAGAAGAAACCCAAAGGCAAGGCCCGGGCAGGGAAAGGAGCUGGGAAGAAGACCAAGACGGCCACGGCGAAACCCAAACUCAGGGCCGCCACACAGGCCCCCUCGGCACCUCAGGGGACGCGACUGACCCAGGUGGUGAACAAGGGCAAGUUCCAGAGGGUGGGGGGCAGCCUGAGCGUGCCUGCGGGAGAGACCCUGGAGCUGCGCUGCAAAGGCAACCCUGUCCAGUGGGGGGUGCCCUACUACCUGGAGGAGGAGGAUGCUGGGAGACUCAAAAUGGUUCAACACGAUCGUUAUGGCACACUGACCUUGGCCAACGCAACUGGAGCGGACACGGGCGAGUACACCUGCUAUCCCAUGUACUGCGAGGACACAGACUGCCGCAAAGAGUACGACAAAGCCGUCAAGGUCUUCAUCUUUUUCCCUGAUCCCCAGGAGCUGUUCGUGCCGUCCUCGGACUACUACGAGGUCAUCCAGCUGCGCACCAACUGGCCCACCGUGCUGCCCUGCCAGGUGACCAACCCGCUGGCCAAGGUGACGCUGCACCGCGAGUUCCCCCCAGAGGAGGUGCGGGUGGACGGCACAGAGAUCUCGUUCGACGUGAAGCGCGGCUUCACCAUCCACCGGCCGAAGCAGCACCACGCCGGGUCCCUGUACUGCGUGGCCAGCAUGGGCAGUCUCCGCCAGAGCUCCACCAAGUACAUGCUCAUCUACGUGAACUAUCCUGCAGCGCCGCCCGUCCCGGUCAUCCAGACCUCCUCCAGCUCCGUAUCCGUGGGGUCAAACCUGCAGGUCACGUGCACCGUGGUCGGAGAACAGGAUGUUGUUGUGGAGUUCACCUGGGAGUAUCCAGGACAGCAGAUCGGCCGACCCCUCUACACCCAGGACAGCAUAGAGCCGGCCAAUAACAUAGGUCGCCUGCGGCAGCGAUCCCAGUCCGUCCUUAUGGUGGACGAGGUGAGGGUCGUGGACCAGGGCACCUACACCUGCACCGCCCAAAACCUGGAGGGCUCACGUUCCACCUCCACCACAGUGAAGGUGGUGCCUAAAAAGCUGUGAGGGAACAUGAGGGAGGAUGCGAUUCAAGUGGAAACUCUUCACCUGAUUCUAGUAGUGCUUGCCAACCACUAUAUGUGUUACUUUAGUGCCUGUCCAGCAUCCUGCGUGUGCUAUACUGCAGACCAGCUCCUCAGUAGCUCUCUGUUGAUAGGAUCAGAUUUGGCAGGCAUCAUAAAGCAUCAAAAAUAGAAUGCAUAUGAGUUCUAAUGCUUCUGAUUCUGUCAUAGGAAUGCAUCCAUAAUAUGAUGUAUGAAUAUGUUUAAUCAUCACCUAUUGUUUGAGCGUGCUGAGCGGGGGUGCUACCAUGCUUCCUACAUACAGUGGGAGUGUUUUCAGAGUGGGUUAACACCAGGUUAUGUAAUCCAAAGGUAGUUAGGUUCUUUUUUAGUCAUGUCAGGGGAAAAGGCAGUGUUUUGAAAAAAAAAAAAACUUUUGUCAGUUAUUACCUGAAACACAAGGUGUCUUCUCGAAACAGUUGGGAUUUUUUUAUAUAUAUAUAUAAACAGUUGGGAUUUUUAUAUAUAUGUAAACAAUCCCACACUCCCAUGCA
Alosa sapidissima (American shad) is the source of this 1918-nucleotide messenger RNA. RefSeq names its product platelet-derived growth factor receptor-like protein. The record is from RefSeq and is a predicted model, not a curated record. The transcript has 6 exons. The coding region runs from base 211 to 1368 and encodes 385 amino acids. NCBI's taxonomy places the organism in Eukaryota, Metazoa, Chordata, Actinopteri, Clupeiformes, Clupeidae.